Messenger RNA from Trichobilharzia regenti, 5262 nucleotides. The record is from the annotation of a GenBank genome assembly. NCBI's taxonomy places the organism in Eukaryota, Metazoa, Platyhelminthes, Trematoda, Strigeidida, Schistosomatidae.
UACGCUUUAAAGUUGGGUCUGCGUAUACUUCCAAUCUGUCUAGGCUGGUGGUCAUUCAGAAGACAUUUUAAACGGAUGUACAGUAUAAAUAUUUAACACAUAAAGUGAAAAAAACCAGUGUAAUGCCUUUAACAUAACUUUUUGUUUUGCAUUUAUCAGUAGACAAUAUCAGUUUUGUAUCAUUGUCAGUUUUGCGAUUUCCUUUCUAAAUGCAAGAUAACGUUUCGUGACUGAUCUAUACUGGCUCUUAGUUUAAGAGUAGGGAGUGAAAUGUUCACCGCUUCAUAUUCGUGGGAAGUUGCAUCCACCAUAUGGAACUGGUUGUUAGCGAAAUCUCAGUGCAAGAACAAAGUGCUCGUUUGACAUUGGUCAAAUUGUGUCAUAUUAUUAGGCCGUAUUAAUCAAAGCUGUCUUUUAUGAUCGUGAGUUGCGGUCGUUGGAAUUAGGAGAUAUAAUAAAUAGGCUAGCCAUCUCUGAUCCUGGGUAUUUGCGUUCUAUGUCUCACGUUUCUUUGUGCAAGGUGGUCAGUGAUGAUGAUGUUGGAUAGUGUUUGCUUAGAAGUGAAAGUCAAAGGAUGGGAUUGUGAAGUUGCAUCGAUUGUGGUGGCCAGAAUGUGUUACGCGUGCUGACCCACUACUUUCCAUAACAUUGCUAGCUAAAAUAGAAUGACACUGCGGAAGAGUUCGAGGUAGUUAGACGAAAACAUGACACCGAUCAAUGACAUUUUCGAGUGUAACUUUGUACUAUGUAGUGAGGUGUAGAGCACCUGGCUGCAGUUCUCAGAACGCUAAGAAUCACUGAUCAGAAAUUGGUGAGACAGUUGGAAGUCGUUCUCAGUAGCGCACAGACCUUGUAAUUUUGAAGUUUGUUAAAAUUCUAACUAAUAUGUAUGCUUAUUUUUCUUUUAACAUCUUUUAUUUUUUUGCCUUUGGAAUUGUGACAGCUUGGACUGAUGCACUUAUCUACAGAGUUCUACGUCGGUAAUUUAGCUGAUUUCAGAUUAAUGUUAGGCUACCUAAUAUGGCAUCUUGCUUGACAUAUGCAAUAUGAGCCAUCGGGUUUCUUCGUUGUUUUUCACUUCGUGCAACUGCUAAAUAGUAUCAAAGACUUAAUAAUUAUUUCAAAUAUUGCUGAAAUCCAAAGUUUAAAUCUUAUUGUAGCUUUCAGUUUCAGCCUACUAAUGGACAGAGAUGAAGAUUAUCCUAUUGGUGUGCUUAUAGAAGAACUUCGUGGUGAAGACUUACAAGUCCGUCUUCAAAGUAUUCGUAAAAUAGCAACUAUUGCAUUAGCCCUUGGCCCGGAGAAAACCAGAUCUCAACUGAUACCAUUUUUAACUGAGACAAUCUAUGAUGAAGAUGAAGUUUUACUUGCUUUAGCAGAACAAUUAGGAACAUUGGUUCCUUAUGUUGGUGGCCCAGAAUACGCUCAUUCGUUACUGCCUCCACUUGAAAGUCUUGCUGCUGUAGAGGAAACAGUUGUACGUGACAAAGCUGUUGAAGCAUUAAGAAAACUUGCACCAGAUCAUACAACAGAUUCAAUUGAAAAAUAUUUUAAUCCAUUACUGCAUCGGUUAGCCAAUGGAGAUUGGUUUACAAGUCGAACGUCGGCAUGUGCACUAUUCAGUGUGGUCUAUCCACGUGUACGCAGUUCAGAACGAUGGGAAUUACUUGAUUUCCUGAAGAGAUUAUCUAGGGAUGAAACUCCAAUGGUCAGACGAGCAGUGGCUGCCCGAUUAGGUGAAUUGGCAGUGUCUAUGUGCGGAGGUCCAAUUAAACAACAACAACAAGAACAAGCUACUGCAAAUAGUGAGAAGUCGAAUGACAAUGACAAUAGUAAAACUAAUUCAGUUGAUACAACCACUUCGUCUGUUGAAUCAAAGAAAUCAACCAGUGAAUUAUCUAACCCAGCAGAACAGCAGGGUAAAAGCGAUGAUGAAACACCGCCUAUUAAUGAUGAUGCGACGAAGGAGGAUUCUAUUAAAACAGGCGGUGAUGAUUAUUCCACAACAAAUGUAAAAAACACCGAAGAGCAGUCUUCAUUUAUUAUGAAUCCUAUUCAUCACAAUUAUGAUUAUUACACCCUAGACCCAGAGAAUGAACGUAACACUAUCGUGACUGAACUUGUGCCUAUUUUUAUUCGACUUGUUGCUGAUGAACAAGAAUCUGUACGUCUAAUGGCUGUUGAAUCGGUUGUCCAAUUAGCACAAGCUUUAGGACCCAAAGAAUCAGAAGAAUACUUAAUUGAUCUUAUCCAACAGGCGACAACAGAUAAAUCAUGGCGUGUACGAUGCGUUGUAGCGGAUAAGUUUACAGAUAUUCAAUUAGCUAUGGGACAACGUGUUUCACGUGAACGAUUAGUGCCUUUCUUCAUGAAAUUACUUCACGAUGAGGAGGCGGAAGUACGCGCUUUUGCUGCAGGCAAAGUGAAAUCAUUCGCUAGAUGUUUACUCGGUCUACCAGUUAACGAGUCAAAUACUUCCACGACGACGACGACAACAACAACAACGACGGCGAAUGCUACCGCCACUACUACUACAUCAUCAUCCAAAGAACAACCAACCACAUCUCAUGAAAAUAAAAUGGAUAUUGAUGACAAGCUAGACAAUGAAGUGAUUGGUGGUAUCGCUUCAAAAGAUGAUAUUAUUAUGCAACAAUUGCUGCCAGCCAUCAAAAAUCUUACUAGCGAGUCAAAUACUCAUGUGAAAUCAGCUCUGGCUGGUGCUAUCCUCGGUUUAGCACCACUAGUCGGUAAAGCUUCAACAAUUGAACAUCUGCUGCCAAUAUUUUUAGCCCAAUUGAAUGAUGACAAUCCAGAAGUCCGAUUGAAUGUGAUAUCUAAUCUAGAACAAGUGAACUCUGUGAUUGGUAUUGAUCAUUUAGAGACAAGUUUAUUACCGGCUAUUGUCCAGUUGGCUGAAGAUCCGAAAUGGCGUGUACGCUUAGCUAUUAUUGAAUAUAUGCCAUUGUUGGCGGAACAAUUAGGCUUAGAAUUUUUCGGCGAUCAGUUAACUGAAUUAUGCCUAUCAUGGCUUGUUGAUCAAGUGUAUGCUAUCCGAGAGGCAGCUGUUGAAAAUCUUGUACGAUUGUGUAUAAAAUUUGGUCCUGAAUGGGCGAGUAAUUUUUAUAUACCAAAGAUUAUUCAUUUAUCACGUGAUGAAAAUUAUCUACAUCGUAUGAUUUGUCUACAAAGUAUUAUUAGCCUGUGUAAAGUUGUCAGUCCAACCAUCUGUUGUCAGUAUUUACUGCCUACAGUUUUAUCCAUGCAUACAGAUAAUGUACCAAAUGUUCGAUUUAAAGUUGCUCAAGCGCUCAGCAAUUUAGGCCUACAACUCGAUGCAAAAGAUAUUGACAGUGAAGUGAAAGCCUGUUUACAUCGUCUAGCUGAAGAUUCUGAUACUGAUGUCAAAUUUUAUGCUUAUGAGGCGAUGGACACGUUGAAGAUAUCUGUGAAUAGUAGUAUUAAUAAUAACAAUAAUAAUAAACCGCUAUCACCGCUAUUUCAAAGUUAUCAUAUUAAAGUGAAACCGGCACUGUUAGACAGUCCAAAUUACAUUACCACUACUACGCCUACUCCUACUCCUACUCCUCCUCCUGUGGUAUCAAUCCAGUCGUCACAAUUACCAUCGUCAACAACACCUGACCUUCAGUUGGCUGGUGAGAAUGAAGAUGAAUCAUCGUCGCCGUUGUCACCACCAUUAUUGAACUCUGUACACGAGGAUGUCAGUAGUACUAACAAUAAUAAGAUGAAUGAUAUUAUCACGAUUACAGUAUUAUCACCUGCAGUCUCUUCAUCACCACAGUCUUUGUUUGCAGCGAAUACCACCACCACCGCCACCAAUGGGAAUGGUGAAUUGUAGAUUUGAAUUGAUUUAUUUUCUGAUUGUUUCUUCUUCCUCGUCUUUGUGUGUUUUUUGGCGGUGCACGCGCGACCCCGUUCACAAGAAGGGGAGAGAGUCAGGGAGUGUGUGUAUUUAUCAAUGAUUUCCGAUCAUCAGCAUCCUUUUUUUACUGUCUUUAUCCUAAUUUUAAUGUGGUUUAAAUUUCCGCUCUUACACUAAUUAACUAACUAACCAGCUAAGCAACUAACUAUAAUGUACUGUGAAUAUACAUUUAUAUAAAGGAGGAUUUAAUUCAUAGUACUGUGCGCAACAAAAGAGGUGGAGUAGAAGCCGGGCAUCGCUGAGUGCAGAUACAACUUUUAGUGUAUAUGUGAAUCCCAAAUCACAAUCAAAUUGAUCCAUGAUGAUGUGAUUCUCAUUAGAGUCUGGAAUUUGUAGAAUUUUUUAAUUUUCCUUUGUUGUUAUUGUUGUAUUCCCCCCCCCACCUUUUUUUUGAUUAUUAUCAAUCAAUCACCAUGAAAAAUUUGAUUUUCAGUUUCUUCUCACUUUUUCUUUUUGUUUUGUUUUGUUCUGCUGUUGUGAGUAGUAUUUAAAAACAAAGUGUUUGACUGCCAUCUCUACAAAUACUGUUACUAAUACUACUGAUUAUUCUGUUAGUAGUGAUAUUGUGUGUGUGUGUGUGUGCGUAUAAUAUGCAUUAAUUCAUCUAAAGAGGAUUUUUAUCCAACCUACUCAUGUUCUUGUUCACACACCCACCCACAUGCACACGCAAGAUGAUCUCAACUGCCAUUGGCGAAACCAAGUUGUGUUCCCAUGCACACCAACAUUCACACACACACACAGAGAUAUAUGAAUAUAUAUACUUACAUAUUAUGCAUACACUGUGUAUUAUACACGCGAUUUUAGCCCGAUCUCCAACCCACCACCCCCUCCUUGAGAAGCAACUCUUUUAAUUUUCUAUUCUUAUGAUUUUACGGAUUAAUCCUUUGCAAUAUGAUAUGCAUUCGUAAUAUGUAUGAAUGUAUGCGUAUUCAUUUGUUCUGAUAUUAGGUUCUUCUCCUUUUAACAUAUACACAUAUACAUAUAUGUGGUCUUUUUCGCGGUGCGGCUGGGGGGAGGUUCUGGGUAGUUAUUUCCCUGCCCACUUGCCUGCCUGCCUGCGUAGCUGACCGGCUUGCUUGAUUUCUUGUUCUUUGACGCCGACCAACCGACCGGCCUGAACACACACACACACUCUCUGAGCAUGUUUAGCUAAUUUCUCUCUUUGGGGUUUUUUUUUAUUCUUGUCUGCAUGAUGAUAGUGAUGAUGGCGGAAUCUGUUGUCUGUCUGUCUGUCUAUUUGUGUGUAUUAUUGUUUAUAGCACAUUCACUUUUUUUGAUUUUUUAUUAAAGAAAAUUGAAAAUUAAUAAAUGUGUGCCUUGAC